AUGUCGAGGAUGUCUGAUUCGGUGCGUAUGCGCGAGAAUUCCUCAUCCGGGAAGGUGAUGGAGGAGCUCAUACAGGAAGUCAGCGAGCUCCUAUAUCGCCGACUGGUCACCUCUACUCUGCAGGGAGAGUUCCGUAAUAUCCUCGAGCUUCACGUGCAGCAACAACUUGCCGCAACUGGAACAGAAGGACAGAGUGUGGAGCAGUUCAUCAGAUCCAUUCGACAGCCUCAGCCUCAUCAACAUUACGACUUCUCCAGCCUUGGAAUCCCCGUCCAGGGAGAAAACAGCUGGGACAACAUUUUUGUCACCAGUAUCAGUGCCAGCGCUGUGCCUUACACACAGACCAACCUGCACCUAAGUAGAGAGAUAUCGGCUCUGAAGGCCCAACUCCUAGAGAUGAAGAACAUGAUGAAGAACAGCUUUGAUCUUCAGAUGGACAUCCAGAGGUCAAUCCGACAGGAAGUUGCUGCUGGCAUCGGAGCUGCAUCAGCCGGAACUGCAGGAAUACUUCCCACGGCAACCGCAGCCCUGUCCCGCCCUGUGAACGACACACACUGUCUGAUCUGCCUCGACAAUCACAGCGACUCUGUGCUGUACCAAUUCGGUCACAUGUGUGUUUGCUUCCCGUGCGGGCGACACCUGAUGGACCGCGGUGCCAAGUGUCCCGUAUGCCGGGCACCUAUCAGGGACAUUAUUCGCGCGUACAAGUGCAACUCGGAAUAAAUACGGUGAUUCAUGGGCCGCGAAAGUAUCAGUUGCUAUAUAAGGGGAUGUCUUAUUAUGCUGAGGCUGUGAAUAUUUCAGUUUUAUAUGCAGACACUGCUCCGUAGUUGAGAAAGUAUCUACAGAAGAAGCGAAAUGAGUUGACUCAUGCUUCAACUGUGAUGUGAAUAUUUCUUGAAUAGAACAAAGGAUUUCCUUUGGAAACACCUUAGGAGUCUACUCGUUCCCUUGAAUGAGUGCACUAAAACUCUUAAUUUUAGAUAUUUCUUGAAUAGUUUAACUGAUCUUAUCUAACUUUGUUAUUCUUUAUCUAUACAUGCUUUAAAAGCCGAACAAACCGUCAAUUUGUCACUCACACACUAUUUUGUAUG
Messenger RNA from Dreissena polymorpha, 1094 nucleotides. RefSeq lists its product as uncharacterized. The record is from RefSeq and is a predicted model, not a curated record. Bases 1 to 723 code for a protein of 240 amino acids. NCBI's taxonomy places the organism in Eukaryota, Metazoa, Mollusca, Bivalvia, Myida, Dreissenidae. The transcript is spliced from 6 exons.